CGCCCCCCGCCGGCGGAAGCGGCCUGACGGCAGCGCCGGCCGCGGCAAGAUGGCGGCGCCCAGCCUGCUGCGCGGGGGGCUGCGGCGGAUCUUCUCCGGGCUCCUGGGGAGCGGCUGGGCCGCGCCGCCGGUCCGAGCCCUCCGCCAGGUCGUGGAGGUGACUGAAGGCAACACGACCACAAUUGAAGGCAGAAUUAUAGAGGAUGCUGAAGCACCACCUCCUCCAAACCCCUCUGGUCAGUGUCCCAUCUGUCGCUGGAACCUGAAGCAUAAGUAUGAUUAUGUGGAUGUCUUGCUGCUGAGUCAGUUUAUCCGUUCAGAUGGAGGGAUGCUGCCACGAAGGGUCACAGGCCUCUGCUUGGAGGAGCACAAGAAGGUUGCUGUGUGUGUGCAGAUGGCUCACCGUGCAGGUUUGUUGCCAAACCACAGGCCUCCACUUCCUGAAGGGCAUGUUCCCAAGAAACCCAAGCUGAACAGGUACCUGACCCGCUGGCCCGUCAGAUCUGCAAAGCCCAUUUGGAGGAGGGGCCCUAAGUGGUGCAAAAAGCCCUUUCCAGUUGGACACCCUUUGCUGAAGGAUAAUAUCAAAUAUACACAAAAGCCUCUCUGUUUAAACCACUAGUGGCCAGAACUAGCAUAGUCAGUAAGCACAUGUUGUCCACUGUUCUGCUGGGAUUUUUUUCAAGUUUGUCAAUAUCUCCAAUUUUCUUAUUCCAAAAUUGUCUUCAGUACUCUAUAUUGUGUCCAGCUGUGAUCUUUUCCUCUAGGAGAAUAUAAGAGCCAUCAAAGCAAAGUUCAGUGUGCAGGAUGAUUUAAUAAAAGCAAGGGUCAAAGACUUCUACCUCAAAGCCAGAAAGAAUCUGUAGGCUUUUGUUUAUGCUCCACAAAUAGGUUUGGAAAAGGAUGUUUCCUUCUCUUCCCAGCAGUGAGUGGUGUUUCCCCAUUAAUGUGUGUUUCAACUCAGAUUUGUCUCAUUUGGGCUUUUGUACCUGUGACACAGAUGGAAGAAAAAUUUCUCUGCACACUGUAUUUUCUCAGCAGUAACAGAAAUUGUUACUGACUACUGAAAUUAAUUUUUUUUAUUAUAAUCAUCUGUACUAUCCAAAUUUUCAGUGGAACACCUGUGGCAGUGGCAAACAGGUGUGUGUCUUACAUGUCCCCUUGAGAAUUCCUGGGUUGUUCUUCACUCCUGAAUCUGGCAAAUACACAGUGUUGACAUCCUUGAUGACUGCCUGGUUUUUUACCCCUGGCAAAUAAAUUUUUCAUAAAUCUUCCACGUCAGUGAUAUGGUUGCUUCCUGGGAUAGUUUGGAACUGAUUAUCCAUCCUGUAACUAAAAGGUGGCACCAUUUCUCUCCCUGUGUAGUACAUAGAGAUCUUCCACCUACUGACCAUUGCUAAUUAUGCACCUGAUAUGAAAGGCUCAUUAAAUUUAUCAUGGUCAUUA
Haemorhous mexicanus (house finch) is the source of this 1446-nucleotide messenger RNA. RefSeq names its product mitochondrial ribosomal protein S18A (gene MRPS18A). Gene Ontology annotation, biological process: mitochondrial translation. The record is from RefSeq and is a predicted model, not a curated record. Gene Ontology annotation, cellular component: ribosome; mitochondrial small ribosomal subunit. The transcript has 6 exons. Gene Ontology annotation, molecular function: structural constituent of ribosome; small ribosomal subunit rRNA binding. NCBI's taxonomy places the organism in Eukaryota, Metazoa, Chordata, Aves, Passeriformes, Fringillidae. The coding region runs from base 50 to 622 and encodes 190 amino acids.